This is a messenger RNA of Malania oleifera, 2345 nucleotides long. Its product is annotated as U-box domain-containing protein 15. Gene Ontology annotation, molecular function: ubiquitin-protein transferase activity; protein binding. Gene Ontology annotation, biological process: cell surface receptor signaling pathway; protein ubiquitination. The transcript has 4 exons. Gene Ontology annotation, cellular component: cytoplasm; nucleus. Lineage: Eukaryota; Viridiplantae; Streptophyta; Magnoliopsida; Santalales; Ximeniaceae. The coding region runs from base 303 to 2150 and encodes 615 amino acids. The record is from RefSeq and is a predicted model, not a curated record.
CAUACAACAAUCUCCCUAUGUAUUUGGGUGUCGUGGUGGGAACUCAAGAAAAAUCUUUGUGCACAUGACAACACAUGCCUCAUCGGUGGCAUUUCGCGGCCUAGGAGAGGAGAGGAGACUAGCUAGGGAUGGGUAAUGGCUUAUUUUCUCACGCACUCUUAACUGGUUUCUUCCGGGAAAACUGAAGUGGCCCUCAGAUAUUUUCUGUGAAAGCUCCAUUUUCCCGGAAAAUCAAGGAGUUUUUAAAGUUGUGGGAACUGGGAAGGGUAACUUUCGUUCCAGUUGGGAAGGGAAAAUCAGAAAUGGAGAGACAGAUUGGGGAAUUAGUGGAAGUGAUUGAGGCGGUGGGAGCUUUUGGGGGUUACAGGAAAACCCAGAGGAAGGAGUGUUUGAACUUGGUGAGGAGAUUGAAGCUGUUGAUUCCUCUUUUGGAGGAGAUGAGGGAGGCUGACGGGCAGAUCCCAGCUGCUGCAUUGGGUAAUUUGAAGAGGGCACUUCAGUCUGUGAAGAAAUUGUUGAAGCAGUGUAGUUAUGGAAGCAAGAUUUACCUGGCAUUGGAGAGUGAAGCUGUUAUGAUUAGAUUUCAUGCUGUUUAUGACAAGUUGAAUCAGGCCCUGGAUGAUAUCCCCUAUGAUGAGAUUGGGAUCUCAGUUGAAGUGAAAGAGCAAGUUGAUCUAAUGCGAAUGCAGUUCAGAAGAGCAAGGAGACGAACAGAUACACAGGAUAUAGAGCUUGCAAUGGACAUGAUGGUUGUAUUGUCCAAAACGGAUGAUAGAAAUGCAGACAGUGCAAUACUAGAAAGACUAGCAACCAAACUGGAUCUUCACACCGUUGCAGACCUGAAUGCUGAGACACUAGCUGUCACAAAACUUGUUAAACGGAAGGGCAGGAAAACAACAGAAAGCAUCCGACAAGUCAUAGAUCUAUUAAGAAAAUUCAAACAAUUUGUUGGAAUCGAUGGAGCCAAAGUGCCUGAUGCUCCUGUUGCAUCCAGAAGUCUGGAAAAGUGCCCGUCCUUAAUAAUUCCUCACGAGUUCCUCUGCCCAAUCACGUUGGAGAUCAUGACAGAUCCUGUAAUCAUAGCAACUGGGCAGACUUAUGAAAGAGAGAGCAUACAGAAGUGGCUUGACUCGAAUCGUCGUACAUGUCCAAAGACUGGGCAAACCUUGAGUCACUUGUCACUAGCACCAAACUAUGCCCUCCGCAACCUUAUUCUGCAGUGGUGCGAGAGAAACAACUUCAAACUGCCAAAGAAGAAUGUCCAUUCUGGAUCAAACAGCUCCACAGCUGAACUAAUGGAGGAGAUCUCUUCCUUGGUUCAAAACCUAUCUUCCUGUCAGCUGGAUGUGCAGAGAAAGGCCAUUGUGAAGAUCCGUAUGCUCUCAAAAGAGAAUCCUGAGAACAGAAUUUUGAUUGCUAACAGCGGAGGAAUCCCUCCUUUGGUUCAUCUCCUGCCCUAUCCCGAUUUAAAGAUACAAGAACAAACCGUGACGGCCCUUUUGAACUUGUCAAUUGACGAGGCAAAUAAGAGGCUCAUAGCCAGAGAAGGAGCCAUUCCUGCUAUAGUUGAGAUAUUGCAGAAUGGAACUAAUGCAGCAAGAGAGAACUCAGCUGCGGCCUUAUUCAGCCUAUCUAUGCUUGAUGAAAACAAAGUACUAGUAGCCUCUUUAAAUGGGAUCCCUGCUUUGGUAAAUCUCUUGCAGAAUGGUACUAAUAGAGGCAAAAAAGAUGCUGCCACUGCCCUCUUCAACUUGUCUCUCAACCAAACCAACAAAACCAGAGCCAUUAAGGCUGGCAUUAUACUUCCACUGCUUCAUUUGCUAGAGGAUAAGAACUUGGGCAUGGUUGACGAGGCACUCUCAAUCUUGUUACUUUUAGUUUCACAUCCCGAAGGAAGGAAAGAGAUUGGACAGCUCUCAUUCAUCGAAACCCUGGUCGAAAUCAUAAAAAACGGGACACCCAAGAACAAAGAGUGUGCUACAUCAGUUCUUCUCGAACUGGGGUUGCAUAAUUCUUCAUUCAUUUUGGCUGCACUACAAUUUGGUGUGUAUGAAUAUCUGGUAGAUAUUGUGAGAUGUGGAACAAACAGAGCCCAGAGGAAGGCAAAUUCCCUUCUGCAACACAUGAGCAAGUGCGAACACAUUCCCUGAAAUAUAUAAUAACUAAUUUUUCCUGCAAGGGCAUGGGAGUUCUUACCAUCACUUUUUGUUUCACUGUGGGUAUGAACCUAAAGUCAUGACAUGCUCUGAUUUUAUUUCUUGUGUGUGCAGACACUCGACACAACCUCAAUGUAUAGAUGGAAGUAUUAGUGAAAUUAAUAAAUUCACGUGCAUAAUAAUUUUUUU